AUGAUAUACAGGGAAAAGCCACCAUUAUGUCAGCUACCACUAAAAUCGAAACGAAGAAACCAUAAAUGUGAUACCUGCGGUAAAAGUUUUGAAUCCUCAUCUGCUUUCAUAUGGCACCUGAUAUAUCCUAAAAGAAAACGACCAUUUUUAUGUGAUAUUUGUAAGAAAACUUUCAAACGUAAAUAUCACUUAAAUAGACACGUGAAGAAAGUACAUCGACAGAAACAAACGGCAUCUUCUUCCAAAAAAUGUAUAGAACAUGGCCAGGAAGUGCAAUCAGAUUUUUUUCAGACACCAUCAACAAGUUCUGCAGCAAGAGGAUUAAUUCAAUCUGAACAACUGGCUUCAGAAGAGAGUGUUUUCACACCGGGAGAAGCUGAAGAAUUUUUUAAAGGUUUUAACAUCAAUUUAGAUAUUAUGAAGUUAGAAACAUCAUCACAACUGGAGUUGUUCUCAGUGAUUGAAACGGAUAAAGAUAAACUCGAAUGUCAACAUUGUGGACAACAAUUUUCUGACGAAAUUUUUUUAAAAGAACACGAGAAACAAUUUCACCAAUCUAAUUAAUUUUGAACCUUUAACUUUAAAACAAUAUAAGUUAAAAAAUUCGUCAAAAAUUAUUAACUUUUUUCUACAUUGGUCUGCGACUGAUGAAAAUUAAACAUUAGUAAAACAAUAUUAGUUACAGCACAGUUAAAUGAAAAAACGUUGAAAAUUUCCAUAUUAAUUCAUUUAUUGUGGUAAUUAUUUCAUAAAAGUACAUUUGCAGAACGAUACUUUUGCUACGACACCAAAUUUAAAAAGUUAUUAUUUGAAAUUAAUUAAUAGCUUUAAUUGAAUAAAUUUACGUUUACAGAAUUGAAUGUGUGUCGCAGAUUUCUAACUUAUUUUAACAGUAAGUAGAAAUUUAUUUCUGAGUAAAGUGAAGAACGUAAACUCACAUCAGCUCAUUAGAUAACGCGAGAAUGAAACCACUCAAAAUAAGAAUAACUAAACUAAAGUAUCAACAACUUAACUAAAAUAAGAAACGAUUAUUAUGCUUCUUGUUCCACUAUUGUUAAUUACAUAUUGAGCACUAUGUUUAGUUUUUAUUAAGACUUGACAUAGUAUUGAGAACUUACUCAAGGGUGAAAUUUUAGAUGGGAGAAAUUGAAAUUCUUUACACUUCGGGUGACCAAACGAUUCAUUGAAUGUUUGUUAAUACAAGAUAUAUGGAUUUAAAAGAUAUGGAUUACAUAUCUGUAAUUUAGUGAAUGUAACAACAGAAGAAACUUGUCUUACUAAAAUGCAUACCGUAGUUACAAAUAAAUA
Centruroides sculpturatus (bark scorpion) is the source of this 1308-nucleotide messenger RNA. RefSeq names its product zinc finger protein 257-like. The record is from RefSeq and is a predicted model, not a curated record. The transcript is spliced from 3 exons. Bases 1 to 564 code for a protein of 187 amino acids. Lineage: Eukaryota; Metazoa; Arthropoda; Arachnida; Scorpiones; Buthidae. Gene Ontology annotation, cellular component: nucleus.